Aedes aegypti (yellow fever mosquito) is the source of this 4180-nucleotide messenger RNA. It is a transcript of the gene Synd, whose product is annotated as protein kinase C and casein kinase II substrate protein 3. The coding region runs from base 838 to 2370 and encodes 510 amino acids. NCBI's taxonomy places the organism in Eukaryota, Metazoa, Arthropoda, Insecta, Diptera, Culicidae. The transcript has 12 exons. The record is from RefSeq and is a predicted model, not a curated record. Gene Ontology annotation, cellular component: plasma membrane; cytoplasm; endosome. Gene Ontology annotation, molecular function: protein binding; phospholipid binding. Gene Ontology annotation, biological process: plasma membrane tubulation; regulation of endocytosis; cytoskeleton organization.
UUUUUUCCCCGUUGGUUCGGUCAGUGAUUAGCUGAAUCUUGACCACGACGCAAGUGUUUUGUUCGGUUGACAGAGUGGACACCGCGAGCUCUCAUACGGUUGUGUUUUAUUUUCUUGUUCUUUUCCCCUCUGUGGUGGCAGUGUGUGCGUGCAUAGGAAUUUUCAAGCAGAAGAGUGGCUAAACGCAAUUUCGAGUUGACGUGCAAAAGUUAGUGGUGAAAAAUUUAUUGACGUUCGCAAGUUUUGGUGAAAAGUGAAAAGAAAUACUGGGUGGUUUUGAAGAGUAAUUGAAUCGAAACUUUAAAUAUCUGCUCUGUGCUAGAAGAAGAUCGUUGUUGACAACAGAACGCCGAAGAGGAACGCCUAUCAACUAUCACAGUGAAAAGAAAUAACUGGAUAUAGCAUAGCUGCAUAAAUUAUCAGUGUGUUCCUGUAUUUGAUUUCUCGUGUUGGAUAAAACGGAUUAACGCCAUCCACAGCUCAGCCCACACCACAGAUAAAUUGCAACUGGAAGUGGAAAUUGAGCUUUUGCGCACACGCGGGGGGAGAGUUCGGUUAUGUAGCCCCAUAAUGGUUGUCUGUGACUAAAGGCACCCAUUUGUUUGCGCGGAAUCCGUGAACAGAGACUUCAAACCGCGGUCAGAGGGCUCCCUGACUGGCUGUCUGGCUUGCUGGUUGCGAGACGGAGAGGAGCCAUUUGUCGCUUGGCGACUGACCAACAGAGACCAAUUCCAUUUUUUUUUCUCUCGCUUCAAAGAGCUUAGCAGCAAUAGUUUAGUACUUUACCGGCGGGCCAUCAUCACCUUCACCAUCACUCCCAACAUAGGCUUCACAACAAUGUCACAUCACAGCGACGAUCAGCUUCUGCAGGCGGGCAGCGAUUCCUUCUGGGAACCCGGCAACUACAAACGCACCACCAAACGGAUAGAGGAUGGCUACAGAUUAUGCACAGACCUGCAAACGUUGAUACAGGAACGGGCGGAAAUCGAGAAAGGAUACGCCAAAAACCUGAAGGCCUGGUCGAAAAAGUGGGGCGAACUGAUUGAAAAAGGCCCGGAAUACGGUACAACUGAAGCGGCAUGGAAGGGAAUCCUUACCGAAGCGGAUCGACUUUCUGACCUCCACCUGAAAGUUAAGGAAAACCUCUGCACUGACGUGAUGCAUCAAAUCAAAGCAUGGCAGAAGGAUAAUUACCACAAGACGAUGAUGCAAAUCAAGGAGCGAAAGGAAAUGGAAGACCAGUUCAAGAAGGCACAGAAACCCUGGGCGAAGCAUCUAACGAAGGUGGAAAAGUGCAAAGCCGACUACCAUGCUGCUUGUAAGACGGAACGGUCCGCUGCCAACCAGGAACGUAAUGCCUCGAGCGAUUCGUCACUGUCCAAUGAUCAGCUGAAGAAGAUGCAGGACCGAACGGCACGCACCAAGGACGAGGUGAACAAGUGCCGAGAACGGUACGACCAAGCCCUGCAGGAAAUCAACAAAUACAACCCCGUCUACAUCGAGGACAUGACGUCGGUGUUUAUCAAGUGCCAAGAGAUGGAGGAGACCAGGUUACGUUUCUUCAAAAAUGUGCUAUUUUCGAUACACAAGUGUUUAAAUAUUUCCGAGGAUCCGAGCUUACCGCAGAUCUACAAGGAGUUCCAUCACACCGUGAACAAUGCCGACCACCUGAAGGACCUCAAGUGGUGGUCGAACAAUCACGGCGUCAAUAUGGGUAUGAGUUGGCCAACGUUCGUGGAGUACACGGAAGAAUUCCGCGACAUUGCCAAGGGAAUCAAGUCGAAAGAAGCUUUACCCGCUGCGCCGAUAACGCUCAUUCAUCAGCGACCCGUUGCCGAAGAUUUGCAUGAAUAUCCCCCGCCAGCUAGUAACAAUAACAAGAACAGCAUAAACCGCACUUCAGCAUCGCUCAGUAUUAGUAAUUCGAAUAGCAAUGCCAACAAUGGCAGUACGCAGAGGGCCACCACGCCUAGUCAGGAAUCGCCCAAGUCGGAAAGCGCCUCGAUGAAGAACAGCGAUCCGGCGACUACUCCGACGAGGACUUCACCGGCACGUAUGGUUGGGGGAGCGACCGUCGUAACGAAUGGCACCAACGGAAAAGCCAACGAUUCACAAAAUCCUUUCGACGAGGAGGAAGAAUGGGAUGAAGGCGAUGGAGCGGACAACAUUCUGGUGGACAAUGGCGAACCUGGCGUUCCGGUUAAGGCUCUGUACGACUACGAAGGUGCGGAAAGCGAUGAGCUGACAUUCAAAAUGGGUGACGUAUUCGAAAAGCUCGAAGAUGAAGAUGAACAGGGUUGGUGCAAGGGCCGCAAGGAUGGCCGCGUUGGUUUGUAUCCCGCAAACUACGUCGAAACGAUAGCGACGUAAGCGUUUUUUUUCGGGAUCACAUCUUCAGAUUUCCGGAAUCGAUUAAUAACCGCCAGCCACAGCAACUCCACGCCGGAAAGAUUUGAGCCAAAAGAAUGGAACAUAUUCACCAUAGCGGCGCAAGUCGUGGUGAUGGAUUGUUACUUUUAUUUCAAAUUUACUGAAGACUCAAGGGCACUCAUUCGCUCUUGGCGUAGAAAUGUAUUGUUGUAGAGUAAAUUUUCUUUUUGAAGGAGAAAUAAAUUUUACAAAGCCUUGUCUGCCUUAUUUCAAAAGUAUUUGAAUUGAAUGCUGAAGGAGUGUCCCAGAUAGUUCAAUCGGUUUACAAGAUCGAAUCUUUCAAAUUCAGCUGUUCAAAAUUUUCUAUAUAGAUGAUGUGUAAGAUUUUGUUAAAAUAGUUUAUAAAAGUGGGCUUUGUGGAAGAUGAACUAAGACUUGUAAAGAAAGUCUUCUGUUGUUUAAAGGUUACUUUGAAGUAUCAUUAGUUUACAAUUGUCGAUACAGAUUGAUUGCAUCGAUACAAUGUUUAUAUUUUUACCAAAUUAGAUUUUAAUCAGUUAGUACGUUUGAAAGGAUUGUGGCAUGUAAAGAUCGAGAAUAGAGUGAAAUUCUAAGGCGAUUUUAAAGCAACAAUUAUGCUCACCCAUAUAAAUACACACACUUAGGUACGUAAGCAAAGGGCGGUACUGACUGAAGCGUUUACGCGAAUGCAAAUUGUGGUUUUUCAGGACGGAUCCCGCGUGGAGACCGGAGAAGAUACACAUAGUCACGUUUGUUAAAAUGUAGAUUUAUGACUUUCAAGAGUAGAAUAUACAAAAUGAUAGAAUCAAAAAUUCAGAACAUGUGUAAGCUAAGCUGCAUUUACGAUUAAUACAGUUUCAAAAUGGAAUGAAUGAACAGAGGACAGUUUUUGAUUCCCGAUACCUACACACCCUGAUACCCAAACUCCGCAUGUUAUGCACAGCUUCGGGGCGAUCCAUUAAUUACGUAAGACAAUUUUCGGGGUUUUUCAACCCCCCCUCCCCCCAUGGUAAGAUUUUUUGUAUGAAAAUUAAAAAUAAAUUGUAUGGCGCGUAAGAAAUCUGAAACCCCCCCUCCCCCCAUAAACCCUUACAUAAUUAAUGGACAGCCCCUUCCUGUCUGCAUCUUGUUGCUGCAGUCACGACAAGAACUUGAAAACAAUCGAUUUCUAUUACAAGGAAAAGCAUACAAAACGUUGGAAAAUUUGCCAAAAAAUAAUGUUAUGGGACUAAAUUAUAGAACAAAAUACAAAGCAUCUUUACAAACACAAAAGAAUACAACUGAAUCCACCAUCGAAUAUAUUGAACUAACAAAUAUUACACAAUUAGCGAGUCUUAGGGUCGAAUCAUUCUUCUGUAGCUCCACACUAGUACCAUCGAGGUUUACGCUAAAUUAAACGAUUUGUUAGUCACAACAAUGCAUACACAACUCAAACUGGUCGAAAAGGUUUAUAUUAAGGAAAGAUUAAAUGUUCCAAGUUGUAGCAGGCAACAAGGUCGAAACAUGCCAGGGAAAACAAAACUAUUUUCCCUGGCUAAACUUUCAAGAGCAAUUGAACCGAAGAGUGACAAGUUGCGAAUGUACACGUAUCAGCGAUAUGAUAAACUACUCUUACAAAUCACGGGAUUUAAGCGGCGAACGAAACGGCAGCAGUUGAACCGAGAAUGUUAUUGUAAUAUAUUACGUUUGAGAAAUAUUCUAUGAAGAAAUCAGAGCAGAACAUAUUAGGACUUAGUAGACGAUAGGAGAUUUAAGUUAUUUAUAUAUAUUACUAGUGAAGUUAAACAUA